CGGGAGAGUGAGACGGGGCCUGGCCGCGGUCGUACGGGCGUCUGGGCUACGCUCUUUCUCUCUCGGCCGGCGGCACGGUGCUUUCCGGCUGCCGUCAAGCGCAGCAGUGGGCCGGCGGGCGGGGGCCGAGGGGCUGCCAUGGCGGCGGCAGGCCGGCUGCUGGGCUCCUGGGUGUUGCUGGCGCCGCUGCUUGGGGGCCUCGCGCUGCUGGGAGUCGGGCCGGUCCCGGCGCGGGCACUGCACAACGUCACGGCCGAGCUCUUUGGGGCCGAGGCCUGGGGCACCCUGGCGGCCUUCGGAGACCUCAACUCUGACAAGCAGACGGACCUCUUCGUGCUGCGGGAAAGAAAUGAUUUAAUCGUCUUUUUGGCAGACCAGAACGCACCCUAUUUUAAACCCAAAGUAAAGGUAUCCUUGAAGAAUCACAGUACAUUGAUAACAAGUGUAGUCCCGGGGGAUUAUGAUGGAGAUUCACAAAUGGAUGUUCUUCUGACAUAUCUUCCCAAAAAUCACGCCAACGGUGAAUUAGGAGCUAUUAUCUUCUGGGGACAGAAUCAAACCUUAGAUCCUUGCAAUAUGACCAUACUCAAUAGGACUUUUCAGGAUGAACCAUUAAUUAUGGACUUCAAUGCCGAUUUAAUUCCUGAUAUAUUUGGUAUCACAAAUGAAUCCAACCAGCCACAAAUACUAUUAGGAGGGAAUUUAUCAUGGCAUCCUGCAUUGACCAUUAAAAGUAAAAUGCGGAUUCCACAUUCUCAUGCAUUCAUUGAUCUAACUGAAGAUUUUACAGCAGAUUUAUUCCUCACGACAUUGUCUGCCUCUAAUACCUUCCAGUUUGAGAUAUGGAAAAAUUUGGAUGGAAAUUUCUCUCUCAGUACUGUAUUUGAAAAACCUCAAAAUAUGAUGGUAGUUGGACAGUCAGCAUUUGCCGACUUUGAUGGAGAUGGAAACAUGGAUCACUUAUUGCCAGGCUGUGAAGAUAAAAACUGCCAGAAAAGUACCAUUUACUUAGCAAGAUCCAGAACAAAGCAGUGGGUUCCUGUCCUACAGGAUUUUAGCAAUAAGGGCACACUCUGGGGUUUUGUGCCAUUUGUGCAUGAACAACGACCAACUGAAAUACCAAUUCCAAUUACCCUUCAUAUUGGAGACUACAACAUGGAUGGUUAUCCAGAUGCUCUUGCCAUACUGAAGAAUACAUCUGGAAGCAAUCAGCAGGCCUUUUUACUGGAGAAUGUCCCUUGUAAUAAUGCAAGCUGUGAGGGGGCGCGUCGUAUGUUUAAAGUCUACUGGGAGCUGAUGGACCUAAACCAAAUCAGAGAUGCAGUGGUUGCCACCUUCUUUGAUAUUUACGAAGAUGGAAUCUUGGACAUUGUAGUACUAAGUAAAGGAUAUACAAAGAAUGAUUUUGCCAUCCAUACACUAAAAAAUAACUUUGAAGCAGAUGCUUAUUUUGUUAAAGUCAUUGUUCUUAGUGGUCUCUGUCCUAAUGAAUGUCCUCGUAAGAUAACACCCUUUGGAGUGAAUCAGCCUGGACCUUAUAUCAUGUAUACAACUGUAGAUGCAAAUGGAUAUCUGAAAAAUGGUUCAGCUGGACAACUUAGCCAGUCGGCACAUUUAGCUCUCCAACUGCCAUACAAUGUACUUGGUUUAGGUCGAAGUGCAAAUUUUCUUGAUCAUCUUUAUGUUGGUAUUCCCCGUCCAUCUGGAGAGAAGUCUAUACGGAAACAAGAAUGGACCGCAAUCAUUCCAAAUUCUCAGCUAAUUGUCAUUCCAUAUCCUCACGAUGUUCCUCGAAGCUGGAGUGCCAAACUGUAUCUUACACCAAGUAACAUUGUUCUGCUUACUGCUAUAGCGCUCAUCGGAGUCUGUGUUUUCAUCUUGGCAAUAAUUGGCAUUUUACAUUGGCAGGAAAAGAAAGCAGAUGAUAGAGAAAAACGACAAGAAGCCCAUCGGUUUCAUUUUGAUGCUAUGUGACUUGCCUUUAGCAGUGCAUAAUGGAACGGCUAUUCACUUGAUUAACUGAAAUAUUAAACUUGGCUUAUAGAAGAAAACAGGCGAUUUUAUUAUUUAUAAAUGAUACAUCCCUUGGUAAUUAUUGGAAAGUAUUCAAAUAAAUAUGGUCUGAAUGUGUUACAAGGUCUUUUUUUAAAGCAUUUUGUAUACAAUAAUUUGGGUUCUUUUUUCAAUUGUGCUGUACAUAUUUGUUCCUUCGCGGAAUGUGUUGCAUGUACUAAGGUGUUUACGUAUUUAUAAUCUUAUUAGAAUAAUGAUGAUGGAAAAAGACACGUGUAAAUAAAAAUAUUUAAAUGAG
Lagenorhynchus albirostris (white-beaked dolphin) is the source of this 2311-nucleotide messenger RNA. RefSeq names its product integrin alpha FG-GAP repeat containing 1 (gene ITFG1). Gene Ontology annotation, cellular component: plasma membrane. The record is from RefSeq and is a predicted model, not a curated record. NCBI's taxonomy places the organism in Eukaryota, Metazoa, Chordata, Mammalia, Artiodactyla, Delphinidae. The transcript has 18 exons. The coding region runs from base 139 to 1974 and encodes 611 amino acids.